CCUAUUCAGAACAGUGAGGCAUUGGGACCCAGUCUUUCUGCCAGACUUUUAUCUCCAAAGUUGAAGAUUUCACCAGUGCCAGGUGCUCAGUUCCCACACUGCUGGGAGAAUCACACCUGACCAAGAAACCACUGACGUGUCACCUUUCCAGGCAGAGUCCAAAGCAGAGCCCCAGGCAAGGAGAGGAGACGUCAGGACAAUGGCCAUUUCUGCCUUGUGGUAUCUCUAUUUUUCCCUCCUCACUUGGGGCUGCCCAUCAGGGUGUGCCGAGGAGAGCCCUGCGCCCCACGGUAAGAAAAUGACUCUGCGGUCAGGCCAGAAAAUGAAUGGGGUGGGUGAGAGAAAUCCAAGGCUCUCUAAGGGUGAGAGAGCCACUGGGGUCAGCUUGUACAGUGGAUGAAGGGGUGUGAGCUGUGAGUCUCCUCACAGAAGUCUGUCAGUAUCCUGAGGGGGAAGAGAUCUGCCGAGAUCAGCAUGCACAGAGGCAGGAAGGUGGGGUGUGCGUGUGGUAGUGGUGGUGCUGGGGUUCUUAGCUCUGGGCUGCUCUCCAUGCCUGAUUUGAUUCUGACAUUUCCUCUUCAUGCUCUCUCCAGACGUCACUGGAGACGCAAAGAAACCUGUACUUUUGAGAGAUAUUGCAGCCACAACAGCCUUCAUCAGUGCUGCUGAGGUGGCCGUCAUUGGAUUCUUCCAGGAAUUAGAGAGGCCAGAAGUUUCGAACUUCCACAUUGUUGUAGGAAAAAUCCAGGAGGUGCCGUUUGGACUCAGUACCAACCCUGAGGUCCUGUCUCAUUAUAACAUCACGAGCAAUACCAUCUCCAUCUUUCGUGUGGUGGACGACAAACGUCAAGAUUUGGAACUCACUGAUGGCAAAAAAACUGAUGCCGCCAAGAUGAGCCGUUUCAUUCAGAUCAAUGAGCUGCGAAUGGUGACAGAGUACAACCCUGUGACGGCAAUAGGUCUGUUCAACAGUACAGUCCAGACUCACCUCCUCCUCUUCACAGACAAGACCUCCCAGGAGCAUACGGAGCGAGUGCGCAGGUACCGGGAGGCAGCGGAACUCUUCCGAGGAAAGAUUCUUUUUGUCCUGGUGGACAGCAAUGUGAAGGGCAAUGAGCGUGUGAUGUCAUUCUUCAACCUAAAGAAGUCCCAGUUGCCAGCUCUGGCUAUAUUCCACACGCCAGAUGAGCAGCAGGAUGUGCUGCCCCUGGGUGAGGUCACAGUGGAGCAUGUGCAAGACUUCUGCAGUGGCUUCUUAAAGAGAAAGCAAAGGAAAGAAGAUCCCAGCCCAGAGGAGAAGACGGAGCUCUGACUCCCAUCUCAACCACCGGAUAAAACACUGUGCCUCUUUGCAAUGCUACCUGCACUCCGUAUAAGAAGAGUUCACUGUGCCCAGCAUCUCUGGAGGCCCUGAGACAAUAGGAAUAUGAGGCCAAGUAAACCAUGAUCAACCCUUCUCCGUUCCACAGACACAUACAUAUAUGCUCUAUCUCUCUCUCCUUCUCACUUGCCAGUUCCACCCCCUCUCAUCUUAAUGCUCCAGGAGCCAUGGCACUGGACUGCCUUGAUCCUUCUGGGCUUCCACUGCCUGUUGCCAUAUAUGAGAGCAAGAGGCAAUAUGAUGAAACUGCAGGUCAAAAACAUGCCUUGCAGAAAGUUUAUGCAGAGAUUGGCAGGUCUGUUUCCUUGAUGACUCUGUCUCUGUUCCCUUAAUACAUGGUCCCCCCCCCCAAAUCUGGCACUGGUACUGUGUUGGGAUUUCCUUACACAUCCCUCUGCGUCUAGGAGCUUAUUUGUUGCCUGAGGUCACAUGACCUAUAACAUUACAUUUUGCUAAAUAAAGCAGAAAGUGAAUUUCCUG
Molecule: messenger RNA, 1861 nt
Organism: Gopherus evgoodei (Goodes thornscrub tortoise)
Lineage: Eukaryota; Metazoa; Chordata; Testudines; Testudinidae
Gene: ERP27
Product: endoplasmic reticulum protein 27
Exons: 6
Coding region: 581-1312 (243 amino acids)
Biological process (GO): response to endoplasmic reticulum stress; protein folding
Cellular component (GO): endoplasmic reticulum
Source: RefSeq, a predicted model, not a curated record